UUCUCGCAUUUUCAACAUGCCACCUAAAGCGUCCGGUAAAGCCGUGAAGAAGGCGGGAAAAGCAGUGAAGAACAUCACUAAGGGGGACAAGAAGAAGAAGCACAAGAAAAGGAGGGAGAGCUACGCGAUUUACAUCUACAAGGUGUUGAAACAAGUGCACCCUGACACCGGAGUCUCUUCCAAGGCGAUGAGCAUCAUGAACAGCUUCGUCAAUGACAUCUUCGAACGCAUUGCCUCCGAAGCUUCCCGUUUGGCUCAUUACAACAAGCGAUCUACCAUCACUUCUCGGGAAAUCCAAACUGCAGUCAGGCUACUACUACCUGGUGAACUGGCUAAACACGCCGUCUCCGAGGGCACUAAAGCCGUAACCAAGUAUACUAGUUCCAAGUAA
This is a messenger RNA of Copidosoma floridanum, 391 nucleotides long. RefSeq names its product histone H2B.1/H2B.2. Lineage: Eukaryota; Metazoa; Arthropoda; Insecta; Hymenoptera; Encyrtidae. Gene Ontology annotation, molecular function: structural constituent of chromatin; DNA binding; protein heterodimerization activity. The record is from RefSeq and is a predicted model, not a curated record. Gene Ontology annotation, cellular component: nucleosome.